This is a messenger RNA of Crotalus tigris (Tiger rattlesnake), 2897 nucleotides long. It is a transcript of the gene CAP1, whose product is annotated as cyclase associated actin cytoskeleton regulatory protein 1. Lineage: Eukaryota; Metazoa; Chordata; Lepidosauria; Squamata; Viperidae. The coding region runs from base 167 to 1597 and encodes 476 amino acids. Gene Ontology annotation, biological process: regulation of adenylate cyclase activity; cytoskeleton organization; cell morphogenesis. Gene Ontology annotation, molecular function: actin binding; adenylate cyclase binding. The record is from RefSeq and is a predicted model, not a curated record. The transcript is spliced from 13 exons. Gene Ontology annotation, cellular component: cytoplasm.
UUAGCGUAUUUCCGGCAACGCCGGAAGUGGAGCGGGGAGGGUUACUGGGCGUCUCCGGGCGGAAGUGGAGCUGUCGGGGAAGGCGGCGGCGGCGGCGGCGAACGGUGCGGAGGUGAGCGGGAGAAGGAGCCGCGCCCUGAGCGACUGCGCGAGCAGGUGCUGAAAGAUGACAGAGCUGCAAAGCCUUGUUGAACGACUGGAGAAAGCCGUGGGGCGACUGGAGAUGGUGUCUCGUGGUCCUGGCGUGCACAGCAGCCAUGGGGACAGCCUCCCCAAAGGAGUUGCUGAGUUUGUGCAAGCUUUUGACGAACUCUUGGCAGGUCCAGUGGCUGCAUACAUGAAGAUCAGCAGAGAAAUUGGCAGCGAAGUCCAAAAACACGCUGAGAUGGUCCAUGCUGGAUUGAUGACCGAGAGAGUUCUCCUGGUGACAGCCUCUCAGUGCCAACAGCCCAUAGCAAGUAACUUCUCCGUCGUGUUGAAGCCAAUAUCGGAUCAGAUCCAGGUGGUCCAGAACUUCAGAGAGAAGAACCGUGGCAGCAAAUUCUUCAACCACCUCUCGACAGUUAGCGAAAGCAUCCCUGCACUAGGCUGGGUUGCCAUGGCCCCCAAGCCAGGCCCUUAUGUGAAGGAAAUGACAGAUGCCGCCAUGUUUUAUAGCAACCGGGUCCUCAAAGAAUACAAAGAUGUUGAUAAGAAGCACGUGGAUUGGGUGAAGACUUACCUCAGUAUCUGGACCGAGCUGCAAGCGUACAUCAAGCAGUAUCAUACCACUGGGCUGACCUGGAGCAAAACAGGACCGCAGCCAACUGAUGCAGAAAACGGAUCUCGGGCUCCCGUUUGUCGUGGCCCACCCCCUCCUCCCCCUGGCCCCCCUCCCCCUCCAGCUCCCGCCUCCCCAAAUGCUGGUUCAGAUUCCUCUGCCUCCCGCUCAGCGCUUUUUGCUCAGAUCAAUCAGGGAGAAGCCAUCACUACUGGCUUGAAACACGUGUCCGAUGAGAUGAAGACCCACAAAAACCCGUCGCUGAAAAGCCAAGGGGGUCCUGUGCGAACGGGGCCCAAACCGUUCACGGCUGCCAAGCCUCCCUGCACAGUCAACGUUUCCUCCAAAUUGCCCGCGAAGAAGGAGCCCCCCAUGCUGGAGUUGGAAGGCAAGAAGUGGAGAGUGGAAAACCAAGAGAACGCCUCCAACUUGAUCAGUGGCACGGAGUUGAAGCAGGUGGCCUAUGUCUACAAGUGUGUGAACAGUACACUCCGUAUCCAAGGGAAGAUCAACUCCAUCACGCUGGAUAACUGUAAGAAACUUGGGCUGGUAUUUGAUGAUGUGGUGGGCAUUGUUGAGAUAAUCAACAGCCGUGAUGUUCAAAUUCAGGUAAUGGGAAAAGUGCCAACCAUUUCCAUCAACAAGACAGACGGUUGUCAAGUCUACUUGAGCAAGAGCUCUCUAGAGUGUGAGAUUGUUAGUGCCAAGUCCUCGGAGAUGAACAUUCUUGUUCCUACAGACAACGGGGACUUUAACGAAUUUCCUGUCCCUGAGCAAUUCAAGACGCAAUGGAACGGGCAGAAGUUGGUCACCACGGUGACAGAAAUCGCUGGAUAAAAUGGCCUCCUGCUUCACGACCUCCCCUUCCUCUACCAUCACUUUGGGACAAAAAAAAAAAAAUGCUUUCUGGGGGCCAGCUUUUAGAUUCCUCGUCCCAUUUUUUCCAACUCUCCCUCUGCUUCUGUCUUCUUGAAAGACCUGCCACUCUCCCCUGACUGAAAAUACCUCAGGCUGGAAUUUGGGGUUGGGGGGGGGGGCAGGUUCAUUCCAUUCUCUCCCUUGACUGGCAGGAAGGUGUGGCAUUCACUCCCCUUCCCCUCUGGCCAGGCAACACCCAUCUUGUCCAGUCGGUGCAGGUGUCAAGCUGGCCACAGAGUUCCACUUCAAUGAGGAAUGUUGGGAGGGAGGGGGAUAAAGUUUCUAUCAGCAUAUGGUACCCCUCCCCUUUAGGGAUGUAUGAAAUAUACUUGACCGGCUUAUUAUUAGAUCGGGGAAGGUCCGAGGGAAAUGAUUCUGCUCAACGAACCUCACCCAAGAGAUGCUGAGAAUAGCUUUGCUGGACCAAAGGCUGAAAAAUGGGAUGUGUAACAUUCCUUCGCCCCUAUUUCCCCCUUCCUGUGUUGUCCUUGUAAAUUCUGUGUUGUGCCAUGAGGUGGGGGAGGAGGGGAACUGCCCUGGUGCAGGUGCCACGAGACGACCACGGAACAAUUUUUUUUCCAUUCUGGGCGCCUCUCCAGCAGUUCAAAGCCUGCUCCUCGACCCCUUCCAUUCAAGCCUUCUUACAAAGGGAAAAUUGUGGCUAAGAGGCCUCUUUUUGAACAACUGAACACUGUUCAGUCUUCCAGGACAGUUUUUCCCAGAAUUUGUAUCAGGUGUUUUUUUUUUCACACACACACCCCCCUCCAAGGGCAGAAUGAAUUCUCCAUUCCAAGAGAAGUAUUUGUUUGUAAGCACAAUUCCAUGGCGUUUUGGUUCUAUUGCUCACCGGCAUUUAUUAGCCCCAUAGCAUUUGGGCUCUUUAGCUAGUUCUCCCUCUCUCCCUUGCUGCUUCUUCUGCAGAGUUUCGCGUCACACAGCACUCUGGCGAUCGUGCCCAGGCUGAAGGCAUGGUACUGCAAUGACCCACCACAGGGAGCUGCCUGUCUUAACUGUAGUAAUGCAGAUAAUAUCUUUCCUCCUUUUUGCCACGUUUUUGAGUUUUCCACUUGAAAAUUAACAGAAGAUAUGCACCUCUUUAUUUUGAAACUGUCCUGUGACUUGUACUUCUCUUCCGAGGCUUGUGGAAUAUAAAAAAAAAAAUCUUUCUUAUGUACUUAAAAUUAUACCGAAGAUAGAAUAAAAUUAAUGCCAAGUUGCU